Molecule: messenger RNA, 712 nt
Organism: Punica granatum (pomegranate)
Lineage: Eukaryota; Viridiplantae; Streptophyta; Magnoliopsida; Myrtales; Lythraceae
Source: RefSeq, a predicted model, not a curated record
UUUGUGAGUGUUUUAGGGCUUUGGCUGUAAUAAUUAGGGGGCUGAGGACAGAAGAGGAGAGGAGAGGAGAGGAGGCAACCAAACCAAUGGCAGAUUCCAAGAAGGCGGGGGACCUCGAAGAUGUCCUCAAACCCUUCUACCGGAGGGCCUCCGAGGCCGAGGACCGGUUAUCAAGACUCGAAGCUGCUCUUGCAAGAGAGAGAAGUGCUGCUAAUGAGGAUCAUUUGAGAAAGAUAAGUCAACUCGAAUCAGAACUGGAACUUGCAAAGUCUGAGCUCGUUUUGCAACAAGAGAAGACACAAACACUCUCUGGAGAAGCACAAAAGCUUGCCCAGGAGAAUGCGAAACUCCAGUAUCGGAUAGAGCAUCUUGUCCGGGCUUUUAAAGAGGCCGAUCGAAGGUUAGAGGGCCAGUGAGAUUUCUUUCUCUUCCCUAAAGCACCUCCACACCAUUAGCAGCAGGGCAAUCUUAUCAUUUUCUGAUUACAAAAGUUUUUGGAGGUGACGGAAGGUUUUGAUUUUACCGUAGACUGAUUCAAAGAAAUCGAAUUCUUGUAAUUACAUUCUUGCCCACCUGAUCAGUUGCCAUAUUAGUCAAAGAUUGACUUAGUUGUGCCUUCAUAUAGUGCAGUGUUCUUCCAUUAUGAGAUUCUCGUGUGUGCUCGAUGUCUUUGGGACAUAUACCUGAUUGAAACGAGUGAGAAUUCUGCAGA